UGACACGGUGACACAGCUGCAGGAAUUGCUCACAGGGUUCCAAAACCCGUGUGUGCUGUCAAUCAAAAACAGGAGGCGGACAUGUGAACAGAAAAGCUAUUUCUGAUAAGUGUACUGCAAAAGAGGGAUGAGACUCGUUCAGAGCCGUAAAGUGCGGAAGUAGAACUGAUGGUACAAGUAGCCGGGAUUUGUUUGUAUUUGAACACUAGUACCAAUUUCAGAUUCUAGCACUGGUUACGGACCCCUGUCAUGGGGGUCAUAGGAAUUCUAGCUGUGAUCUUUCUGAAAGGACUGACUGUCGUUACUGUUGAUACUGCUGAUGUGACAACUGUUUCAGAAUACUUUUCCCAGAAUGGCCUUGGGCUGUCCUUCUACAGCUGGUAUGGAAGCGUGCGUCUUUUCUACUUCCGGGUGCCUGAAGAUACUGUCCUGGCAAGUUUUGGUCUUUAUGCUGUAAAGAAAAGUGGCAGCUCCUGCCGCACAAUAAACAUCACUGUACAUUUCCAGUCAGGAGCACCGCCAGUGAUUAAUCCUUUGGGGACUAAAUUUGCUUCAUACACUCCUGUUGUUCCUUCUCACAAUUUAACAAUUCCUGUAAGCACUACAAUGAACAAUACCUUCCUUAACAUUACAAAUCCCUCUGCAGGAGACUGGUUCAUAGCUGCACAUCUGCCAGAAGAUGAUGGAAAAAUUGAAGUUGAGGGCUUGUCAUCAAAGUGCUCAUAUGUUCUUCAACCACUUCUAAUGGUGAGCAGAAGAAUUGUUGUGCCCGUCCUUGAAGCAGGCACUGCUCAGACCCACAGUGUCUCAUCACCAAAUACUGUGGCAUAUUUAAAGAUUUUUAUUCCAGAAUACACCCAGGAGCUUAAUCUCACUCUUUGGAACUGUUCUAUUGGUAGUAGUGGACCAAGCAUGUGCUCCCUUCAGGUCAGCCUUGGCUCCACUACAGUGCCUGUCAACAGUCAAGCAUUUAGAAACUGUACUGGAAAAACUGUAUGUACCAUAGUGCUCAAGUCACCACCCUGGGAGAAAUGGCUGAGAAUUACUGUUGCGAGCACUGCUUCUGACAAUGUGACAGUGGGUUUUAACAUUGGAGCAUCCUUAUCAGCUUGCAAGUUGGAGAGCACCAGUUCUGUUCUGGGAAUUCUUAAGAGCUUUGGUCCAAACAGCAGUUACUUCUCCAUAGCAACCGAGAACCAGGGAAGCAGCAGCAAUACGUGGAACAUCAGUAGAAGUCUCUCUGACACAUUGCAGAUUGUGGGCAAUUGCUUUCGACACCAGACAGUUCUGCGAGAAGAUUUGGAUGUCUUGUCGGCCAAAUUUUCUAUUGUAAAUGGACCUAAUGUGACUGUAGCUGCUAAUCAGCCUACUGUGCUUCUCUUCAAUCUGAACUCUGGAGAUGACAGUGGUGGCACAGUGAUUGUGGAUCUAUUACUAAAUAAGAGCUCAUGGACAAAUCACAGUGCCUUGCUUCUUGCUUGCUUCACAUAUGGCUCUCCCAUUCUGUCCCUGGAGUCGUUGAAAGACUGCAGCACAGGUCUAUCUCAGGGAUACUCUUUGAAAAUGAAUUCUACAAAGACUGAAGAUCAUUUACGUGUUCCAUUCCCAGUCAGUGGCUACUGGUACCUAACCAUGCAGAUUCUCUGUUUCGGUAAUCAGAGUGACUGUGACGACAGUGAAGCAUCAGUCCUUACCUCUGUGUACCUGACCCCCUGCAUUGAUGACUGUGGCCAGUAUGGGCAGUGUCGGCUGCUUCGUACCUUCAGCUACCUCUAUGCAGCCUGUGUCUGCAAGGCUGGAUGGCAAGGAUGGAGCUGUACUGAUGAUGCCACAGCACAGUCAUAUGGACGCCAACUGUUGGCUACAUUAUUGCUAACACUCAGCAAUUUCAUGUUCAUCCCAGCAAUUGUGGUCGCUAUUUAUAGGUACUACAUCAUUGAAGCAUCAGUAUAUGCCUUUGCAAUGUUCUUUUCCACAUUCUACCAUGCAUGUGACCAGCCAGGGAUAGCGGUAAUGUGCAUCAUGGACUACGACACACUGCAGUUCUGUGAUUUCCUGGGCUCUGUUGUUGCCAUCUGGGUUACAAUUCUCUGCAUGGCUCGGAUAAAGGAGAUCUUCAAAUAUUUGAUGUUCGUGAUUGGCUCUCUCUUCAUUGCAAUGUCACUGCAGCUGGGCCGCCGGGGAGUCUGGAACAUGAUGGGACCCUGCUUGUUCGCUCUCAUUAUCAUGGCAAUAGCAUGGGUUUAUCGUGGCGUUAAAAGACGCAAAUGUUACCCUCCGUGGUGGAAGCGCUGGGUAUUCUUCAUCUUUCCUGGAAUUGGAAUUGCCUUCAUUGCCAUCUGUAUAUAUGCCUUUGCAGAGACAGAAAAUAACUAUUAUGUUACACACAGCAUUUGGCACAUCCUGGUUUCUCUUAGUGUGGCCUUUUUGUUGCCACCACGUGAACUGCUUGCUGACAAGCCAUGGUCUUGUUUACAGAAAUCGAAGUGCAGGUACCAGAUCUGUUCCAAUCAAUCAGAAGAUACAUAUGAUGUAACAUAAAACAUGGAAAUUCUCAUAAAACUGUAUAAAUGAACUAGAAACUGAGUUGCACUUUUGAAAUGAAAAUUUCUAUACCUCACAGAAGUAAAAUGUUGAUUAACACUCUUAAAAUUAAACUCUUGCAUAUCUUGUGUUUGGGAACUUAAAACUUUUCUGUCUGAACAUUUUUGUUUGUUUUAUAAUAUGCCAUGUUUUGCUGCUUGAUUCAUUGUACUUCUCAGUUGUUGGCACCAGAAAUGUUUCACCAACAUUAGACUUCUUUAUCUAGUGUCAUGCAUAUUAAAAAGCAUUUUUAAAGUAGGAUGAUAUGAUUAUGAACAUUGUGUACCAGUUCAAAUACCUAGGAAAGUGUGACAUUGUCCACCUGUUCAAAAUCCCAGAAAAGUCUGACACUCCUCAACUGGUGGCUUUUUACCGCAGGUUGUGUGCUUCUAAGAUAUGUAUCAUAUUAAUGGACAUCACAUUCAGUCCCUUUCUGGUCAGCCUGCUAAACUGCUGUGUUGAUCAGCUGUAAUUACUGUUCACUUGUUAUGCAAACUGAAUGAUCACAAGUACUAUCUGUCCUGUAAGUGGCUCAACAUGUAGUGCACUCACCUUUGGUGAUGGAAGACCAGAAUACUUUGUAAGUUCUAUUCCCACACCAUAUGUUUGGAUUAAUUUUCUAGUGCUAACACUGCAGAGCAUCGGGAGGAAGGGGUGCUGCACUCCUGAGUGUGCUAUCCUUCAGAUGAGACUUUAAACCAAGGUCCCAGCUGCCUUAGCUGAUGGCAACUGAUGUGGGUAUAAAAGUUCCCAUGGUACAUCAAAAUUAGCAGUGCAAAUUCCCUGGUGCCCUCACCAAAUCCUCCCACAAAUCAGUAUUAAUAUUACCUCAGAUUUCCCCUGAAAAGAGCCUUUUAGCCUAGUGGAACUAACCUGGUUAACGAAAUCUAAAUAAAUAAAUAAGUGCUAAGUGCUUUCAGAUGUCCAUGCAAUGAGUAGAACAUCAAAAAUUAAGUUACAUUUUUUUUAACAAAGACAGCUGCAUUUCCCUACCUGAAUGCAGGGAUAAGCGACUGGGAUUAAGGCACUAGAAGCCAUACUCAAAAUGGGUUCUAGAAGGGAAGUGGUUAGUGGCCCACAGAAAGGGGCAAUUAAUCUGUGUACUUCUGGAUGUUGAUGUAAAGGAUGGUACUCAAGAAAAAAGGUUGGAAGUUUAGCCCACAUUCAGUUUAUUUUAGGAAAAUGGAACUGUUUUGUUUAUGGGUAAUAUGUCAAAUGUUUGCAUGUAAGACAUUUUGUGUCUCUGUAUGUGUAUAUGAAUUCACCUACAUCUGUAAGGCAGAGGUGCCCUCAAUUUUUGUUGCCCUCCAACAUGUCAGAUGAGCUUUUUGUACCUUAUUCUGUGCUUAUUCUGAAACAUAGCUUGAGUUAACGAGGGAAAAGUAAUGAUGUAUGAGGUGAGUGAGCAUUAAAACUAGUUGUGCUUUAGAGGAAUGUUCUACAGAAUAAGGACAUGUACACCAUCCUUUCUUGUCUGUCACCGUAAGUUGUUCAUGCACUUAACAUUUCCUUGUGUUGCCUGUGGAAGUUAGUUUUGUCUCUUUGCUGUGUCUGGAUUCUUUUAACUAGCAUUGUAUGGCAUCAUUUGCACAUUUUUAAGUAUCAGGCAUAUCUGGAAGGGCUGUUCACCUGGCAGACAUAUACUGAAAUUUGUAGUGUUGCUGCAUGUGUUGGCAAAGCUCCAUUUAGGUUGGACUUCUAAGAAAGCAAAAGCAAACCACUAGUGAAAACUCGAUGAAGAAAAAACAAAGUUUAAUUACAGGUUAAGCACUUUUGACUUAAUAGUCUUCAUAACAAAUUCCAACAAGUUAAUCACAUGACCAGUCUUAACAAGCAACAUUUCUUGUUUGUGUGAACUCUACCUAAAAACGCAAGGAAUAAUGUUUAAUAAGUAAUCAAACAAGCAUAAGUAAUUCUUAUAAACUUCCAUUUAAGACGUCUAAAAAGCAAUUUUAUUACUCAUUUACACUUGUAAAGAUUCUGUUUAUAUUUUAGAACUAUUUAAACAUGGGGGAUUAUAAGUAUUAAAUAAGGUCUGCCAUUUUCAUUCUCUGUUUUAACUCCCCUUCUCUGUCUGUUAAAUCGCUUGGAACCCAGUCCAUAACAGCAAAGUAAAACCUCUUAAAAUUAGGGCAUACUGUAGAAUGCUUUCCAAAGGCAUUGUCCAAAUUAUUAACUUUAAUGGCAUACUGAUGUUCUUAAACACGUUUCCUAAGUUCUCUGUUCAUCUUCCCUAUAUAGAAUGAUUCACAAGAACUACAAGUUGCCAUAUAUACCACAAAUUUAGAAGUGCAAGUGAAAAAACAGAGGGUCGGGUGUGUUCUGUCACUUUCUAUGUGCAUAAAAAAGAACUUUCCGACAUAUAUUUGCACAAAGAGCAGUUUAAACACCCCUUUGUCACCCACAUUAAUUGGCUUUUUUCUUUCUAACAUUUAACAUCUCUACCUUUCUUAGUAAUAAAUAGUGGCGUGUCCCCCCGCCAAUUUGGAUAUCUCAUCAUUGCUAGUUAAAACUCUCUAGUUUUUAGAUGUCAGUCUUAGUUCCGCUGUCCAAAGAAAAAGUAACAGGCAUUGAAAGGGGCCAUUCCCAUACAUUACAAUCUAAAACAUAGUUCUUUUUUUUAUUUCUUCCACUUCAGCCCUUAGGAAUGUAUGAGCCUGUCUCAACACAUGGCAUACCAUUCUGUGCUACAUGCAUAAGAUGCCUAAUCCCAGAGCUUGCCAGUCCUUUUUUGCCAUUCACCCAGUUCAUGUCAUGGUCCUAGUUCUUAUCACUACAAUUGCUGCGUUUGCAUGCCUUAGAAAUAUAAAGUGUUAUCUAGUUGUCAUCCUUCAGGCCAGCAUCUACUCCAACAUUGCCUGUAUUGUCUCUGGGAGGGGUAGCAUGUCAGGCAUUACAGGUGGCCAUGGUUCAGUCUUUGCUACUCAGUGAUGCCCAAAAAAGAAGCUGUUGGCUUACUUUGUAUCCUAAAGAUGGCAGAGACUGGGAGAGUUGCACACAAUCAUUAAAGGGAGUCUACCACUCAACCCCAAGACAGAGUUUAUAGAUAGGAGCAUUGCGUAGAAAAUCAAAGUUUGGAAAGUGGACUGAAGUAUAGUUCUUCUAGAUGCAAGCACAUUGCUAAAUGCCUCUCUGGUUCCUGCAGGUAAUGCACUUAUCCUUGACAAGUGAUGACUUGAGCCUUGGAAGAAGGAACUGGAUGCUGUAUGCCUCUAGCUUUUACCUGCAGGAGUGUUUCAGGAAUUCUGGCACUACUCUGCCUCUAAUUGAUCUGCUGGAGCUGUAGGCUAACCAGCCUGAUCCUGGGCAGUGUCCCAAAUCACCUGAUCAUAGAUUGUGGAACUAUUCAGUCCCACCAGAGGGGAAGCCCUUGAGUUUUCCUGCAGGAGGGCUUGCAGUUUAAGAUGUAGACAUCAAGUAGAUUGUUGCUGUGUGAUGGGAACUUGAGUUACCAUUGCAGGACAAUACCCAAGGGGGGAGUAUGGCCUCAUGCCAGCACUGGGCCCUGUACAGACCUCUUUUCUCUGUGUUGCCUUUUCAAGCUCACUGUCAUGCACAGAAUCUGUCUCCAUCUCCCAAGAUCAGAUGAGCACCAGAUGCAUGCAUACUCAUGAGCAAGCUGGUGCACUUGCCUGCACCUGGGGAAAUGGGAAUUGUGUUAUUCCUUUCCAUGUUUAUGUAAGGAAAGAGAUCCAAGAGGUCUUUGUCUUUGAGAUGAGAACAGUGAGUCCUUUUCCCCACUUUUUUCUAACUGACCUCAUUUUGUUGAUACCAUAAAGCUUAUGAGAGUCACCAUGUUUUGUUCAAAUGUCCCUUCCGAUGUUCUCAGAAGCAACUUGCUGCAUAUCUGGAGAAAAAGCCUGAGUAAUCUUUGGCCAUCCUUCAUGUGGAGCUAGUCAUUAAGGGUGCUAAUUAGGAUGCAUUGAAGCACCACAGCUCUGCUUCUUUGGUCUUAGGAAGGAAUGUGUCUCCUAUAUAGUCUCAGCUAGUUAGUCAGUCUUUAACCAGACAUUCAUGAGUGUACUCCUGGUGGGAUCUGUAUGAUCUAAGUCCUGAAAACCAUAGCAUUUUGCUACUCUGCUGUGACAAGGCAUCAGAAACAUCAUGCAGGUGUGGCAAAAUAGUGUACUUUUGUCACUUUUGGCUUAUAGACCUGAACUGUUCAUUUCACCUGUUAUCAGUCCUCCAUAGUGAACACUUGAAAAUUUUGAGGGCCUUCCUGUGUCUGAACUCACAGACUUCCUUUCUGUGGAAGAAGUGUUAAACUCCUAUAGGUCAGAAAGAAGAAACCUGAUUAAAGGUCACAGUUCAACUGAUAGAGCAAUAUGUGCUCAUAAACUCUAGGAGAUAGAUUAUUUGAACCAUUUUUGUGCACUUUGUACAGUAUUCUCAUAUGUGCAGAUUUUAUGGUGUCAAACUCUCAGCUGUCCUGCAUCAACAGGGGUCUUGUUUCCUGUUAGGACUCUCUUUUUCAGUGAAGGUAAGAUUUUCUUCUGUUUGAAAAGUUGUGAUACAAUUUUGUUCAUAUCGGUCUGCCAUUUAUAGUAGUACCUCUUUUAAACAACAUGGACCAGCCUCGUUUUAGUUCAUAAAAUUUGCUUGUGAGACAGAAUCUGCAUUUACAAAGCUCAGAAAAACUGUUGUCCCCUAAUUAUCUAUGGAAUUUCACUUCUGCUACCUGUUCUACGUGAGAAGGCAUCUUAGCCUCCUUUCCAAGUUGCCAGGGAUGACCUCACAAUGGAGGUUGAUACAGGUAAUAAGUCAGUAUGCUCCUCUUCCUUUCCGUCAGACAUACACUGGGGGGAGUAUGAGAGCCAGAGUGCCAGGGGGGAAAAAAGUGCCAUUCUUUCUGUAUAGCUGAACUGUAGUGGAAACAUUUAAUUUGUUUUAGGAUGUUUAGUUAUCUGCAAGACACAAUACAUUUAAGAAUUCUGUUAGAAUUUGUCAUUAAGUUAUGUUUUGCUGAAUAUCACUUAAGGUGUUUUGAAUGCAGAAAUCCUGAAAAGAGUAAGUUCAUUGACUCUCAUAACAACAUAAAAUUUUGAAUCAGAUCAGAAUUGGAUCCCCCUAAAAAAAUUUCACUUGCUGCGAGGUUUGGGAUCCUUGGAGUUAGCAGAUUUUUGUCAUGGUGGAAAAAUACCAGCCACACACCAUUUUUUCCUAGUUUUGCUGUUCAGAAUUUUGUGUUGGACCAGACGUCAACAAAUGUGCGGUGUUAUAAUUGUGACACACAGCCUAGUAUUGUGUAAUCGCUUUUAUGUAUAAUCACAUAUAUUUAUUUCUUGUGUGCCUCCUACACUAAUUUAAUGGGAUAUGGUGAAUCACUGUACUAUUUGUUUUCUAAUCCUAUGUAACAUAUAUACUGAUGUCACUAAUAUAUACAGCGUGCAGAUGAUUUAGGAGGAGAUGUAUCCAAAGUAUAUUUUUGUAAAUGUGGUAGUUUAAAAUGGUGCUUUCUUGGGUUGUAAACUUUAUAAAUGAGUUGCAGUUGAUUCAUUUUAUUGUAUUAAUUUUUAAUUAAUUAAUCAAAUAUUUAAAAUCUGAAAACUUUUUAAUGCAGUUUUAAAUCUUGUAACAUGAAUUCUCAAGAAUGUAAAAAAUAAAUGCACUGUGAACACAGUAUUAAUUUCA
This is a messenger RNA of Protopterus annectens (West African lungfish), 8214 nucleotides long. It is a transcript of the gene PGAP6, whose product is annotated as post-glycosylphosphatidylinositol attachment to proteins 6. The record is from RefSeq and is a predicted model, not a curated record. The transcript has 13 exons. The coding region runs from base 250 to 2541 and encodes 763 amino acids. Lineage: Eukaryota; Metazoa; Chordata; Ceratodontiformes; Protopteridae. Gene Ontology annotation, cellular component: plasma membrane.